UUGAUACUUUUCCAGAAUGGACUUGACAGUUACGUAGGCACCUAUACCUACAUUGUCACAAUGGUAAUCAGAGGGUUAUAAACAUCACAUUUCGUACAAUGAUUUCUGAAAAACAGAUCUUAAAUCCACAGCUAGAUCACGGAUAGCUAUUUACAAUGAAGUUGCCUUUUAACAUGGUUUUGGCUCCAAUGCUGAAGCCAUAUCUUGGACGCACACGAAUGUUUUGCCACCAUCCGACGUUUUAUAUGAGCAUUUUAUAUACUUACCUGUAUGGAUUACUCGGCCUUCUAAUAAGCGCAAAUCAUUUGAGGAAGCAUCUGGGAGAAUUGCCUCCAGAUUGGACUGCAUCGAGUGCUCAAGUACAGGAAGGUCAACACUUCAUGCUGCUUCACGAUUUGAAGAUUAUCGCCACAGCUAUGGGGCUGGUCCAGUAUGCUUGUCUAUUAGCGGGCUGUUUGACUUUAACACACAUCAGCGGCGAAGCUUCAGAGGGCCUGAAAAUAAAAUUACGAGCAUUGCUUGUGGCGCUACUGGGCGUGUCGAUGUCGGCAUGUGCGUUUGCCUCCCAACCCGUCGAACUGGAGUUAGAUGACGACGAUGUCGCUCAGAAACUCAACAAUGUCAGCUUUGCUAGGCGGAUCACUAAGCCUACAAUUCGACUUGUCAUGGGAUAUGGGAAGCUCAGUGCAUUUGUCACCGCAACUACAUCACUGCUUUUAUUGGUGGCUGUCAUGUCUAAGCAAUCCUGGUGGCGUCGUGGGGCUCGCUGGUUGGCCGCACCCGCGCUGCUGGUGGCUGCGCUAGAGACGGCCUCCGAUGCCAGCGACGCCAUGCUUGCGGCCGUUCUGCGAGGUUCUGCUGAGCCAGCCCGCGUCGCCGUACAAACCGCCGCCGCUGCCUUACUCAUCACCGUCGAGAUAUUAGUCUGGUACUUCAUAGCGAAAUUUUUCGAGUAUAAUCCACCCCCGACAGCCGAAGACCGAGAAAAAGGAAACCUAAUGAGAUCAAUGCCACAAUAAAAUAAUUCAACAAGUAAUA
Messenger RNA from Helicoverpa zea (corn earworm), 1038 nucleotides. RefSeq lists its product as uncharacterized. Bases 156 to 1019 code for a protein of 287 amino acids. The transcript is spliced from 6 exons. The record is from RefSeq and is a predicted model, not a curated record. NCBI's taxonomy places the organism in Eukaryota, Metazoa, Arthropoda, Insecta, Lepidoptera, Noctuidae.